AUGAUGCGCCCUAAUCAAGCUGGUUUCAGACCAGGGCGCGGUUAUGCUGACCAGAUAUUCACGUUAAGAAGGGUGUUGGAACAUCUCUUAAAAUAUUUGCAACCCACUGUCACGUGUUUCAUCGAAUUUGCGGUUGCCUUUGAUUCAUUUGAUAGAGCGGCGCAUUGGAGGAUGAUGGAACGUGACGGUGUUCCAGAGAAAAUCAUUCGACUCAUAAAGGCAUUUUAUGCGCGCACGUCUGUGUAUAUGGGAAGCUGA
Dracunculus medinensis (Guinea worm) is the source of this 258-nucleotide messenger RNA. The record is from the annotation of a GenBank genome assembly. Lineage: Eukaryota; Metazoa; Nematoda; Chromadorea; Rhabditida; Dracunculidae.